Molecule: messenger RNA, 663 nt
Organism: Aspergillus ibericus CBS 121593
Lineage: Eukaryota; Fungi; Ascomycota; Eurotiomycetes; Eurotiales; Aspergillaceae
Product: putative NADH-ubiquinone oxidoreductase 178 kDa subunit
Exons: 3
Coding region: 21-539 (172 amino acids)
Cellular component (GO): mitochondrion
Source: RefSeq, a predicted model, not a curated record
CAAUUGUCUACCUCCACACCAUGUUCUUCGCCCGGCGAUCGGUGGCUUCCGCGCGGCUCGCGCUGCGCAACCAGCAGCCCCGGCGAUUCGACUCCCACGCUGCUCACCAUGCCGCACCUGUGAACGAGAGCUUCGGCCGCAGUUUCUACGUCACCAUCGGCACCUUCGCGUCCUGCUACGUCCUGUACCGACUGUCCAAGGCCAACGAGGAGUCGGGCUCCCCCUCAUGGAUCUCCAACCUCAUCCAGAAGUGGACCCCUUCGGAGCAGGUCUUUGAGCAGAGAAACGCCAUUCGCACGGCGGUGAUGGAGAAGGCUGCUAGUGACCGCCACUUGUUCGCCAGUCAGGGUCCCCGGGAGACCUUUGAAUUGAAGCAGCCUGAGGUCAGCUUCAACGCGAUCCCCCCCUACAACGUCUCCCCCGGUCAGAACGCAGAUCUGAGCCAUGUUGUCGCUCACUACCAGCGUCAGAACCAGGAGCUUGAGGCGGCCCGUGUGGCUCGCAUGAAGGACGGCAAGGUCGAGUCUCUUUACGAGUAGACAAACAACAAAAUUUGAUUCCAUUGUUUGUGUUAUGAAUAUGUCGGUAAUAGACAUGGGAAGCAGGGCUUGUUUGUUGUACAUAUAACCAGGCAGAGUUCAAGGUUCAUUCUUUUCCGUUCCA